Molecule: messenger RNA, 3344 nt
Organism: Lacerta agilis (Sand lizard)
Lineage: Eukaryota; Metazoa; Chordata; Lepidosauria; Squamata; Lacertidae
Gene: DPP6
Product: dipeptidyl peptidase like 6
Exons: 26
Coding region: 59-2653 (864 amino acids)
Biological process (GO): proteolysis
Molecular function (GO): dipeptidyl-peptidase activity; serine-type peptidase activity
Source: RefSeq, a predicted model, not a curated record
UUAAUUAAAAGAGAGACAGAGAGAGAAUACCUCCCCCUCUCCGUCCUGGAUUGACUGAAUGGCUUCCUUGUACCAGAGAUUCGGCGGGAAGAUCAACACCUCCAGAUCUUUCCCGGUGACUCCCGAGGCGAGUCACCUGCUGGGUCCCCAAUGCGCCGAAGAGGACAGUUCCGCGGCGGCGGCGGCCGCUGCCAACGCAGCCGGCGGAGAUGGGAAAGCGUCGCGUCCAUUGCAACAAGACAACCCCCGACCCCGCUUCCAAUACCAGGCGAGGAGGAGUGACUGCGAGGAAGAAGAUGAGCUGGUGGGGAGCAACCCUCCACAAAGGAACUGGAAAGGAAUUGCAAUUGCAUUACUUGUUAUUCUGGUUAUCUGCUCCUUGAUUGUCACUUCAGUUAUCUUGCUGACACCAGUUGAAGAUAAUAGCCAGUCUCAAAAGAAGAAGAUUACAGUGGAAGAUCUGUUCAGCGAAGAUUUCAAAAUUCAUGACCCAGAGGCUAAAUGGAUAAGUGAUACAGAAUUCAUUUAUAGAAACCGGAACGGCUCUGUGAUACUGCACAAUGUUGAAACAAACAACUCAACGGUGUUAAUAGACAACAAAAUAAUUGUGUCCAUGAAAGCUAUUCGAUAUGAAGUUUCACCAGACAAGAAAUACGGACUUUUUGCCUAUGAAAUUGUGCCGACGUAUCAGCACUCGUAUACAGCUUUUUAUGUCCUCCGAAAACUGCCUGAUGGGGAACCUCAAAAUUUGUAUCCUCCCGAAGUUAGCAAUACAAAGCUUCAAUAUGCAGGAUGGGGACCCAAAGGCCAACAGCUGAUAUUUAUCUUUGAGAACAACAUCUACUACUGUGCCCAUGUGGGGAAGCAAGCCAUCCGCGUGGUCUCCACUGGGAAAGACAAGGUUAUUUUCAAUGGACUCAGCGACUGGCUGUAUGAAGAGGAGGUCCUGAAGACCCAUAUUGCACACUGGUGGUCCCCUGAUGGAACAAGGUUAGCGUAUGCAACUAUCAAUGACUCCAGAGUCCCCACUAUGGAAAUACCUAUGUUCACAGGCAGCCUCUACCCUAAAGUGGAGACCUAUCAUUACCCAAAGGUUGGAACAGAAAAUCCUAGCAUUUCCUUACAUGUCAUUGGUUUGAAUGGGCCCACUCACGAUUUGGAAAUGACUCCUCCUGAUGAUCCAAGAAUGAGGGAGUACUAUAUAACCAUGGUGAAGUGGGCAACCAGUACCAAAGUUGCAGUAAACUGGCUGAACAGGGCACAGAAUUUUUCUAUCCUAACUCUCUGUGAUGCAACAACUGGAGUCUGCACAAAGAAACAUGAAGAUGAGAGCAUAGCCUGGCUGCACAGACAGAACGAAGAGCCCGUCUUCUCCAGAGAUGGCAGGAGGUUCUUCUUUGUCCGAGCCAUCCCUCAGGGAGGGCGAGGCGAGUUUUACCACAUUGCCAUGUCUUCAUCGCAGCCCAACAGCAGCAACGAUAAUUUGCAGUCAAUCACAUCGGGUGACUGGGAUGUGACCAGGAUUUUGGGAUAUGAGGAAAGGCACCAUAAAAUCUAUUUCCUCAGCACAGAAGAGUUGCCAAGGACACGACAUUUAUACAGUGCCAGCACUAACGGGAACUUCAACAGGCAGUGCCUCUCUUGUGACCUGGUAAACAACUGCACGUACUUCAGUGCAUCCUUCAGCCACAACAUGGCCUAUUUCAUCCUGACUUGCGAAGGUCCAAGAGUUCCAGUGGUAACAGUCCACAACACAUCAGAUACGCAAAAACUCUUUGACCUAGAGUUAAAUGAAAAGGUGCAGAAGGCAGUAGCAGAGAGACAGAUGCCCAAAGUGGAAUACACAGAAAUCAAGAUUCAUGAUUACAAAUUGCCGAUGCAGAUUUCAAAGCCGGCCGUCUUCACCGAAAACAUGCACUACCCCUUGCUUCUUGUUGUCGAUGGGACUCCAGGCACACAGAGCGUGACAGAAAAGUUUGAGGUGAACUGGGAAAGCGUUAUGGUCAGCUCGCAUGGCGCCAUUGUGAUGAAGUUUGAUGGGCGUGGAAGCGGUUUCCAAGGGACCAAGCUGCUCCACGACGUGAAGAGGCGGUUGGGUGUUUUCGAGGAAAAGGACCAGACGGAAGCUGUCUGCACAAUGCUGCAAAACACAUAUAUUGAUAAGUCGAGAGUCGGUGUGUUUGGAAAGGAUUAUGGAGGCUACUUGAGCUCUUAUAUCCUCCUUUCUGGAGAAGAGAACAAGGACCCCGUCUUCUCCUGUGGUGCUGCUCUUUCCCCACUGACAGACUUCAGAUUAUAUGCUUCGGCCUUUUCAGAAAGAUACUUGGGAUUACAAGGGAUUGACAAUAAAGCAUAUGAGACUACUAAACUGGCACAUAAAGCGAUGUCCUUGAAAGAUCAGAAGUUUUUGAUCAUUCAUGCAACUGCUGAUGAGAAAAUCCACUUCCAGCACACUGCUGACCUCAUCACACACCUAAUUAGGGCAAAGGCUAAUUACAGCUUGCAGAUAUACCCUGAUGAAGGUCAUUACUUCAACAACCCAGCCCUGGAGCAGCACCUGUACAAGUCCGUGGUCAAUUUCUUCGCAGAGUGUUUCAAACCCCAGGACAAACCCCCCGUAGUUUCAACGAAAGAGGAAGAGGAUGAGGAUUAACCCUUCGGGCUUGUGCUCAUGAGCACAAGGCAGUUUAUAAUAAAUUAAUAAUAAAUAAUAAUAAUAAUAAUAUGCAACUGAAUCUCUCUGUUUCACCCCCGGAGAAAGAAGCAUUACAUGAGCAUGUAUUUAACAAAAAAACUGAAAAGGAGAAGCAGCCCACCUGCUUGUUGUACUAGAUCAUGACUCUUUCCUGAACGGGAGAACAUUUAAGCAUGAGGAACUCUGCAGAAACUGCUGUUCAGAAUGAGAAAAAGAAAAGAAAGGAUCUUCAUGUCUUCUCUUGCCACAAAGUGACUUCUGGAGUAAGAUGCUCAAAUCAGGAAACUGGACUUAGGAGGAGAUUCCCCCAAGAUGACUAUUAAACAAACCCCUUUGCAUUGAAAGUAUUCAAGCGGUAGGAAUGAAAAACCCACCAUCUGUCUGUGUUAGGGUUCCCUUAGUUAGCGCCUCAUUGUCUCAGAUAAGACUACCAACCAUGGAAUAAAGAUUAUAGCACAAUUAUUUUUCCAAGGUACCAACUUAUGUGUUGUUUGCCCAUUGUCCUCUGGAUUUCAGAGAAUUGGUCAUUGCUACAGAACUGCUCCGCUGAGCAGAGGUUUCCUUUGUAGCAAGCCCCGCUGUAGUCACACCAACUUUUAAUUAAACUUCAUGCACUGUAUAGGUCUUUCUGUAUAUAGUGUUUAUCUGC